Messenger RNA from Racocetra persica, 177 nucleotides. The record is from the annotation of a GenBank genome assembly. NCBI's taxonomy places the organism in Eukaryota, Fungi, Glomeromycota, Glomeromycetes, Diversisporales, Gigasporaceae.
AUUAUUAGUGUAACGACUGGUGAGGUUGUUAAAACAAUUUCCGAUUCAUUCGGAAACUGCCAUAAUGAUGAAAUUACGUGCAUGAUGUUAAAUCCAAGUGAUCCAUUGCAGUUGUUUUCUGGAUCCUUGGAUGGUACGAUUAAAGUAUGGAAAUAUAGUGAUGUGGAACUGUUAAAG